AAGUUGGACUGUUUUUGUUUUUAUUCACCAACACCACCAAACGCGAGGGGAAGUAGAAAAAAAACACGACGAAAUUGUACCGCAAGCUGUUUUGGCCCCGUUUUAGGUUCCGCGAAAAGUUAGUCACUAUCAGCUAACUACUAACGCGCAGCACGUGCCGGCAUCCGACAACACGAGCACGAGGACGGUGAGAUCCCCCGAAGGGAGAACAAAAGCGACAUGGAAUCGAACGAGAGGCCCCGCACGCUGUCGCAGUACAAACGCUUUCAAACGAACGACGAGGGCCGGAAAACGUUCUCCUCCAUUGAUCAGAUAAAAACCGAAGCAUCGAUCGAGCGGAUCUACGACCGGUACGAGCAGCUGGCGGCCCUUGACGCGACCCUGCCGAAGCUGCUCCGGGGGGACCAUGCCCGCUACCUGCAGCUGUCACUCGAGCGCCUCUCGACCGCGUACGAAAGCCUGGACAGUAGCCGGCCCUGGAUGGUGUACUGGAUACUGAACGCGGCCAGCAUCCUGAACCUGCGCUUUCCGCACGAGCUGCUCGACCGGGUGGUGGACUUUCUGGUCAAGUGCCGCGGCAAGGACGGCGGCUUCGGGGGCGGACCGGGCCAGGAUCCGCACCUGGCCACGACGUACGCGGCCGUCAACUCGCUGUGCAUCAUCGGCACCGACCGGGCACUGAGCGCGAUCGAUCGGCCCUCGCUGAAGCGGUUCAUGUGGUCGGUGCGGGAGAGCAACGGCGCCUUCCGGAUGCACGUCGGCGGGGAGGUGGAUGUGCGCGGCGCCUACUGUGCCAUCUCGGCCGCCAAGCUGUGCUCCUUCACGCCGGAGGACGAGCAGCGGCUGUUCGAGGGCACGUCCGGCUGGAUCGCGGAAUGCCAAACGUACGAGGGUGGGUUUGGCGGCGCGCCCGACCUGGAAGCGCACGGCGGGUACUCGUUCUGUGCUGCGGCCGCCCUCAUGCUGCUCGGGGGCGAGAACCGCUGCGACCUGAAGGCGCUGCUCCGGUGGACGGUGAACCGGCAGAUGGCGUACGAGGGCGGGUUCCAGGGCCGCACGAACAAGCUGGUCGACGGGUGCUACUCGUUCUGGCAGGGCGCGCUCGUACCGAUCGUGCAGGGGCUUAUCGCACGGGCGGAGGGCAACCAGAGCAUCAUGAACGUGAGCCUGUUCAAUCGCUACGCGCUGCAGGAGUACGUGCUGAUAUGCUGCCAAAGACCCAACGGCGGGUUGAUCGAUAAGCCGGGCAAACCAGCCGAUCUGUACCACACCUGCUACACGCUCAGCGGACUGGCCGUCGCCCAGCACUGCGAAACACACAGCCCACCGCUCGUGCUGGGCGACGAGCGGAACGAGGUGCUGCCGACGCACCCGGUCCACAAUAUUCCACCCAAGGCAGCGCUGGACGCUUACCGGUACUUUCUCGAGCUCGAUCAACCCGGAUCGGCCAGCGAGGAGAACCACUGCAAUGGCAAAUCGGCCGACCCGAUGGACGCUUGUUCGGAGAACGAGUCCGACCGGCAAACGUCCUCGUCGCACAUGUCGUCCGAGGACAGCAGCAGCAACUACACGAGCAGCCGAGCGUCGGAAUAUUGAGCAAUGCAUGCAUGCGGCCCUCGGCUGUUUGCUGAUUGAGAUACUUGAAAGACAUUUUAGGGGACACCUCCUCUUCGGUAGGUUCGGUUUUGUGAUUGCUCUUUUCUUUUCUUUUCUUUUUUAAUAAACUGCAAAAUGUACCAAUCGUGCUUUACUCCACCACA
Anopheles arabiensis is the source of this 1760-nucleotide messenger RNA. RefSeq names its product protein farnesyltransferase subunit beta (gene Fntb). Gene Ontology annotation, molecular function: protein farnesyltransferase activity. The transcript is spliced from 3 exons. The record is from RefSeq and is a predicted model, not a curated record. Gene Ontology annotation, cellular component: protein farnesyltransferase complex. The coding region runs from base 220 to 1596 and encodes 458 amino acids. Gene Ontology annotation, biological process: protein farnesylation. NCBI's taxonomy places the organism in Eukaryota, Metazoa, Arthropoda, Insecta, Diptera, Culicidae.